This is a messenger RNA of Neofelis nebulosa (Clouded leopard), 2938 nucleotides long. RefSeq names its product divergent protein kinase domain 1C (gene DIPK1C). NCBI's taxonomy places the organism in Eukaryota, Metazoa, Chordata, Mammalia, Carnivora, Felidae. The record is from RefSeq and is a predicted model, not a curated record. The transcript has 3 exons. Bases 241 to 1275 code for a protein of 344 amino acids.
AGCAGGGCGCGCAGCGCGCAGACCCCGGGAGCGGCGAGCGGACGCCCCCUUCGCCCGGCGCGCGGGUGGCGCGCAGGCGGGGGCCGGCGGACACUCCACCCCCCGCCGCCACCCCCGGGCCGGGCCGGGCCGCCGGGCCUCCCCCUCCCCUCGCGCUGCCUCACCCCCGCGCCCCCUCCCCCGCCGAGCCGGGCCGAGCGGCGGAGCCGCGGGGAGAGCGCGGGGCGCGGGCGGCGGGUCAUGGCGCGGAGCGGGCCGGGGCGGUGCGGGCGGCGCGGGCGGCGCGGGCGGUGCGGGCGGUGCGGGCGGUGCGGGCGGGGCGCGCUGCUGGCCUGCGCUGCGUGGACCGCGGGCUGGGUGCUGGCGGCCGCGCUGCUGCUCCGCGCGCAUCCGGGCGUCCUCUCCGAGCGCUGCACCGACGAGAAGAGCCGGCGCAUCCUGGCCGCGCUGUGCCAGGAGUACCGGGGCGGCGUGCUGGUGGGGGACCUCUGCGAGGACCUGUGCGUGGCGGGGACACUGAGCUACCAGCGCUGUCUGUACUACGAGAGAGGCAAGAAGGUGCUGCAGGCCGACUGGCGCGGCCGGCCCGUCAUCCUCAAGUCCAAGGAGGAGGCCUUCUCCAGCUUCCAGCCGCUCAGCCUGCCGGACGACGCGGCCGAGGACGGCGGCCAGGACUUCCCGGAGGCCGAGCUGCUGCUGGUGGUGGCCGGUGAGGUCAGGAACGCCCUGGGCCUGGAGCUGCCCAACGGCAGCCUGGGGCCGCUGUGGCCCCGGAGGCGCGGCCGUCGCUGGCUGGGCCAGCUGGCCACCCUGUGGUCCCUGGUCCAGCAGGAGGAGUUCGUCCUGUUCAGCCUGCUGCAGGACCUGAGCCGGCACGCCCCGCCCGUGCUGGGCUCCUGCGGCCACUUCUAUGCGGUGGAGUACCUGGCCGCGGGCAGCCCCCGCCACAGGGCCCUCUUCCCCCUGGACGGGGCCGCAGGCGCCCCCCGGGGCGGCCGGGGCCAGGCCAAGGCCAUCAGCGACAUGGCGCUCAGCUUCCUGGACAUGGUGAGCCAUUUCGACGACGACUUCUCCCACCGCCUCCACCUCUGCGACGUCAAGCCCGAAAACUUUGCCAUCAGGAGUGACUUCACGAUCCUGAGAAUUUAUCCAGUGGUUGCCAAGGAACAGCUGGGAAACGCCAUCGCUCUGUGCCCCCCGAACCACUGCCCGCAAAUGCUCCUUUCGAACAGAUACGUUUCCUGCCCCAGAGCCACACUUUUCAGUGGAGAAUGAAAUAAUCCCCAACCCUUUCUAGUCUGAUGCCCGGAGAAAGUUUGGUGAGACGCAAGUGAAGUAAUUCCGUGCGGGAAGAAUGUUAUGAUUCUCUCGAUUCUGGUUAAGAAAACUUACUCAGGUUUCUCUGUUGGCUUGGUUGCUGUUCUUAUUUUAGGUGCGUACAGUUAUGCUCACAAUAGCUAUAAUCCGUUCUCCAUUAUGCACUGAAAACCAAAUCUGGCUCUCCCUGGGAGGUGAGAAGGGAGCAAUCAGAGAUGGGAGAGAGAAGUUGUAAAGAGCUGAAAUCGCAGGUAGGGGCCCAGGGGAAGCCGGGGAGAAUGUCGGAAAGUAUGGAAAGAAGAGAGACCAUGUAGUCCCUAUAAUAAAUUACUGAGACGAUAGGUAUGUGAGCACCGCCUAAUAUAUAUUUUUGUGUAUUAACUAGGGUACACAGUGAAAUAAUGAGACAGGAAAAAUUGAGUAAAAUUAUAAUUUCUGCUUGCUGUGCCUGAAUUAGUAAUUAGGCAAAGCUCUUGAGUAGGGAAAAGUUCUGUAUUUUUUAUUUUCAUUAUUCUCCAUAUAUUUUGAAAGAGUGUAUUUUUCCUCUUCUGUUUUACUGAAUCAUCCCCAAGAAAGUUUACUGCCUCUUGGCAUCACUCCAGAGGGAAAAACAAAAACCCAAACUGGGGAGCAUAGCUCCCAACACCACCAAGUUGAGGAGGACACGAACCCCAACCAAUGCGUCUUUUGAGAUGCUACCAAAGGCCGGAGGAAGGGCUGGUAUUUGGAGGGUGACCUGUGAAGGCUUGUGAAAUGUCGCAGACUCCAUCGAACUCAUCAAAUCUUCCAAAAGCUCUUUGUUAACACCUUGAAGCUAUGAACUGCAUGAUUUGGGCAGACUCCAGGUUUUAUCAAGUUUGAGAUCAGCUUUUUUUUUUUUUUUUUUUUUUUAAUACAUUCAGGUUGUGGAGGAAAAUCCGCAUCAUGUAGAUGUUAUUUCUUUUUCUGGUUUUGAAGCCUAUUUGGUUUGAAGCCAGGAAGAUAAAUCUGAAAUUCCAGGAGCUCCACCCUGUUCUCAGGCUGACAGUGGCGUUUUGUAUUUGAUGCUGUUGGACGAGGGUCCACGGGCAUCAGACCUAAUUCAGGAGCUUUCACACUGCCUUUCCCAGCCACGUUUCUAUCCAGCCAGUCAGGAGGAAACCAGUUGGUGUAGGUCACACAUAUGCCAUAAAUAGACAACCUACGUCCUGCCCUCCACAUUCACCGGCACCCCCACGGACCUGCCCCUUGAAGGCAGUUUUCUUCUGUAGCUUCUAUUCAUGAGGAUAAAUUAUCUAUAUUCAUGGCUUUCAUAAUUCUGAGCCUUGAAGGUCAGAGACCAAAGUGAUAAAGCAAUGGAGGGGGAGUUCAUUUAUUUGUAAGAAAUUGCAAAGAUUCUACUUUUACAGCCGAAAAAAUGUUUCAAGUUGAAAAGCGAUACUUGUAGUCAGAGUUCCGGAUCCUAGGCUUUCACGAGUGAUGGCAAAUGUCCUUUUGGCAGGGAAAGCCUUGCGAUGUGGUCUAUGCCGGGCCCUUGUGUGAGUGAAGCAUGCGGCCCCCAGCCUGGCCGGGGCCCCUCUUUCUGGCAGGCAGCGUUCUGCGAUCCUGCAAUCUGUAGGAGCCUGCACCUCAGAGAGCAGAG